Molecule: messenger RNA, 3285 nt
Organism: Aspergillus ochraceoroseus IBT 24754
Lineage: Eukaryota; Fungi; Ascomycota; Eurotiomycetes; Eurotiales; Aspergillaceae
Exons: 2
Coding region: 266-3097 (943 amino acids)
Source: RefSeq, a predicted model, not a curated record
CUUGACUUGACUUGACUUGUCUGGUCUUUGUCUUGUCUCUCAUCUCUCUUUUCCUUUUUCUUCUCCUUCUCCUUCUCCUUUCAAUUCUCCCUGAGCGUUCAUCCAGUCGUUCACUCCUUCGACUUCUUUCUACUCGAGCCUUUUUUUCAACUCUCAUGAACCCUUGCACGUUGCAGAUGUGCUAGUCUGACCCUGGUGGCUCUUUGCUCUCAAUUCUCCCUUCUCGUCGUUUUUGCUCUGCCAGUUGCAUCGUCGGCCUAUCGCUAUGGCUGCUAAGCCAGUUAGACUGUCCAACCUUAACCAUGCAGCCGGCAUUUUCGCCGACAUGUCCGUCGACGGCCCGGCCAUUGGGACUCUGGUCGCCAUCGUCGACCGUGCAAAGAAUCUUCCCAACCGCAAGACUAUGGGGAAACAAAACCCAUACUGCGCAGCACGUCUCGGAAAGGAAGCGAAGAAGACCGAUACGGAUUUGCGUGGUGGCCAAACCCCGAAAUGGGAUCAAGAGCUCCGAUUUACUGUGCACGAAUCCCCCGACUACUUCAAAAUGAAAGUCUCUGUUUUCAAUGAUGACAAGCGAACCGACCUUAUUGGCGAAACCUGGGUUGACCUGAAAGACUUGAUCAUCCCCGGAGGCAGUCAGAGUGACCAGUGGCACCCACUGCAGUUUCGAGGAAAGUAUGCCGGCGAAAUUCGACUUGAAAUGACGUACUACGACACGAGACCUGAGGAUGAGGCGGUCAUUGAACGGAGGACGCACGUUGUGGACAAGGUAGUCACCAAAAAUAGCAGUAGCCCCGCCCCAGUUGGUUCGUCAUCUCUUGCAGGGCCACGCCAACUGAAGGAGGUCAAACGGCGGCCGCUGCCCGUCGAUCCUGCAGGGAGCACUGCAUCCCGCCCUGCGCAUCCAGAGAAAUCCCAACCCGCACCAGCUCCUGUUCCCGUCCAGCCCCAUCCGCCCCGGCCCGCUCAAUAUGACAACAUCCCCACCCCCCCUUCGAGCUCUGGAGCAGACUAUGUCCGCCACUCCCCUCGACACCAAGACCCUGGGUACGAUACACCGCUACAUGCAGUGCCACCUCAGGGUGUGCGCCCGACAAGGAAUUAUGAAACCCCAGACGACUUCCAAAGGGAAUGGAACCCUCCAGCUCAGGCGCAAGCUCAAGGUCCCCCCAGGCGUCACCCACAGGAGCAUCACUACUCUUACCCAGAGAGACCGGCGGAACCCCAGGAGACACGUUCUUAUCACUCAAGGCCGCAGUCUGGAUACGACAACGCCCCAUCUGCUGACUACCGAACUAUGAGACAAGACUUACCUGCUGGUCGACAGGAAUCCUACCACUCUGAGCCCGCGGAUAUGUAUGCCCCCGUUCAGCAUGACCUUCCGCGGCCAAGCAGUCAUCACCACAACCAACCAUACCCUGCGCAGGACCAAUAUGGGUACGAUCCCGACGAGAUUCAGCAACCCCAGGCUGUUCGUUACCAAUCUCAUGCCUCAGGCAGUAUGUCCAGUCGUCAUAAGAUCGAGUACCCUCAAGAUGAUCCGGGAAUGGCAUCAGGAGAGCCCGAGCGUCAUUACCGUCCCCACAGCAACUCGCUUCCCAUGAGAGGUCGCAGUCCGGCCCGUCAUCCCGUCAGCCGUGAGAGCUACCAUGCAGAAUACGCCGCGAUGCAACCCCGAGUGGAAGAUGAAGAAGAGGAAGGGCCUCCUCCCCCUCCUCCCGUCCACCGGUCAGGAUUGGUUCAGAGUAGCCAGCAGUUAGUACCGUCACCAACUCCUUCGUACAAAGCUUACUCCCCAGAGUACUGCCAGUCCCCGCGAACAUCCCACGAGGUGAAUUUGUCCCAGCCCUCACAGCUGAUGCUCGAGGAGGACCGAUUCCAAGACCUGCCUCUCCCCACGGACGGACCGGCUAUGCCGCCAAGCCUAGUCGCUGGGCUGGAUCCAUCGAUUGCGGACGCCGAGUCUGACCGGACCGCUCAUGAAAUCCAAGCACGAAGACGCAGCGGAAUUUUCGAAGAGAAGGCGCUUGUCAGAGCGAACCGCGGCUCGUCGCCUAUGUUGCCCCCUUAUCCCACAGACAUCACAACACCACCCCUGGAAGAACGUCGCCGGUCAUUUGUGGGCAGAGGGUCGAUAAACGCAGACAACUCUCCGGCACAGCAUGUGGAAGAACGCCGCCGCUCGUUUGUAAGUAGAGGGCCGAUGUACGUAGAGAAUACCCACCACCAGCUUGUCUCUCGAAAGUCAGUCAGUCCCCGACCGCCGCCGUCUAGAGGACAGGAAAGUUCUCUAGUCCCUUUCUCCCCGGACUCGUUCGAUGCGUUCAACCCAAAUGCAGCGCGUUCAGCAGUUACACGAGACCCUGCACCAGCGUACGAGAGCCCAGCAGAAGCGAUGGAGGCUGCUAGGCGGACAGAAGCGGAGGCCUCCCGAAAACCCGGACCAAUUAUCGGCGAUGAUGGCCGCGAGAUUGAUCCUUCUGACCACCUUCCUACCGACACAUGGGCACCGGAGCCAGAUCGGAAAUCACGAAAGCCGGGGGUGAUUGUCCGCUUCCGCAAUGCGCCUGCCAGGACAAGUCGAAUAGGCCCUCCAGCCCCUCAAGAAUACUCCCCAGGCCGUACGACGACCACGACGACGACGACGGCGGCAGCAGCAGCAGCAACAACAACAACAGCGGACUGGAAUAGACGUCCUAUGUCUUCUUACAUGCCUGGCGCAGAUCCAAUGGAUCGCACGUCUCCUCGAGCAGACUUCAAUCGCGGGCGAGAAGGGUACAGAGGCAACCCUAGUCACGCACGGACAUAUAGCACGCCGAACGGUACACCUUCACCCCGAGCACCGCGUCGAAACUCGGUGUCUCCAUCGCCAUCGCCAUCGAGCCUUUACGCCCCUCCUAAUAUUGGCCCGCCGAUUCCAGCCAAGGUGCCUAUAGGGGCACCGACGGGGAAUGUCCCAGGACCAGUGGGACGCAGACGACCGAUGGACGCGCUGAGUCGGGAACUGAACGCGAUUGACAUUGGAUCGGUCGGGUGUAGUUCGGGGCGAGCGAUGCGAAAGUACGUCCCCAAGACAGUGACGGGGUAUGCACUGUAGAGGCAAUUUAAAGGUGGGGAUCAAGGCACAUAAGUGGACACAUAGGUAUGGGCAAAAAAGCAUUGCAGGGCAAAUUGAUUGAAUAGGAAUUGCAUAACGAUAGAGGGCGUUGUUGAGGUUCUUUGUUGUACUAUAUAUGAUUCAUGCUUUAUGACAAUGAAUUGUUUGCUCUAGCUUUGAGUGAAGAC